Messenger RNA from Trichophyton benhamiae CBS 112371, 2559 nucleotides. RefSeq lists its product as uncharacterized. Bases 1 to 2559 code for a protein of 852 amino acids. Gene Ontology annotation, cellular component: PAS complex; endosome membrane; fungal-type vacuole membrane. Gene Ontology annotation, biological process: phosphatidylinositol biosynthetic process; positive regulation of kinase activity. The transcript has 7 exons. The record is from RefSeq and is a predicted model, not a curated record. Lineage: Eukaryota; Fungi; Ascomycota; Eurotiomycetes; Onygenales; Arthrodermataceae.
AUGUAUAAUAUCGCAAAAGUGGCCAAGGGGGAGAUAUUACUCUACUUCAACGAUAUAUUUGAUGCUCUGUGCAAGCUAGCAUCGGAUUCAGAACUGUCGGUGAAGAACGGCGCAGAGCUUCUCGAUCGAUUGAUAAAAGACAUCGUUGCUGAAUCUGCAGCGUCUUAUGUUUCUGCGUUAGAGGCCUCACGCCCGGACAUAUCAGACGAAGAGGAUGGAAAAGACGUGGACGAGCUUGAGGACAUACCCACGGCAUUUUCACUUGCAAAGUUCAUUCCUCUGCUUCAAGACAGGAUCUAUGUUCAAAACCCUUUUGCUCGGAAUUUCCUAGUCUCCUGGCUUACAUUAUUGGACACAAUACCCGAUCUUGAGCUUGUUACUUACCUGCCAGCAUUCUUAGGAGGCUUGUUCAAAUUUCUAAGUGAUACAAAUCGGGAUGUGCAUACUGCUACCCAAGGGCUUCUGGAAAGGUUUCUCAAUGAGAUAAAACGAAUAGCAAGAGUUAAAAAAGGCAUUGCCGAAAGUCGUCGUGACCAUGAGAGCGGACAGUCGAAGAUAUCUGCCAGUGAUAGUAAGAGUGUCGACUCCGAAUUGAGCAUUUCGCAUGCUGUGAGUGACAAUGCCAUUGCGGACUCCGAGUCUGCUACUGCGAAUGACGACCAUCUUAACAACCCAUAUGGUGACUGGGUGCCAGGUCAGGAUGUUCAUGUUGACCACUCGAGGAUACUGGAAAUUUUAGUCAAUUUUGUCGAUACAAACUCUGGUAAGCACCCUUACUUAUCCUUAUAUUAUGUUUUAUCCAACUACUUACAGUUCUUUGCCGGCGUUACAGAGGAUGAAAUCCAGUUAACCGCACUUCGUUGGAUUGAUAGUUUCUUCGAAAUCAGUCCUGCAGACAUGCUGCAAUUUGUUCCAAGGCUCUUGUCACAAGUACUUCCAACUCUGUCAAGCGGCUCAGAUGAAGUACGGCAAGCAGCCAACCGUGUCAAUAACUCUCUUAUGCAGCAUAUUGUCUCUCUGACCGAAGAUGCGCCUCAAAAUGAGCCACCCAAGACAUCUCCUCCCCUUGCGGCUGUCCAAGCUAGUGGUAAGGAAGGGGAGGGCCGCCGAACACCCACUCCUGUUACAAGACAGGCGUCGAUAGCGUCCAGCGAUACACGCAAACAAACAUCACGGCCGGCAUCCAGGACGGAGCCAGCUCCUGCACUAGCAUCUCAACCAUCAGAGCAAGCCUCGGAGCAGACAUCAGACCUAGACUAUGCUGCUGCAGUUAAUGCUCUGACUCUUCAGUUUCUGAAUGAAAAUGAAGCCACAAGAGUUGCUGCAUUGGCAUGGCUCAUAAUGCUUCACCGAAAAGCCCCCCGGAAAGUUCUUGCUUUCCAUGACGGAACCUUUCCUGCACUCCUUAAAACACUAUCAGACCCGGCAGAAGCUGUUGUCACCCGAGACUUACAGCUUCUAUCCCAGAUAUCUCGAAAUAGCGAAGAUAGUUAUUUCGCAUCAUUCAUGGUGGAUCUCCUCCAAUUAUUUUCGACGGAUAGGAAACUCCUUGAAGGUCGUGGUAAUCUCAUCAUCCGGCAACUUUGUAUGAAUCUGAGUCCAGAAAGAAUAUAUCGAACACUGGCAGACUGUCUCGAGAAGGAAGAGGUAAGGCCUCCAUUUUCUCCAUUCAAUGACAUCGAGUUUGCCAGUAUUAUGAUCCAGAAUCUCAAUAACAACCUCAUAACCGCUCCCGAACUUGCCGACCUCAGGAAACGGCUAAGAAAUCUAGAAACCAAAGAUGGUCAAAUGUUUUUCGUUGCGCUCUUUAGGUCAUGGUGUCACAACUCUGUAGCCACAUUUUCCUUGUGUUUGCUUGCUCAAGCUUAUGAACAAGCAUAUAACCUUUUGCAGAUAUUCGCUGAGUUAGAAAUGACGGUCAACAUGUUGAUUCAAAUAGACAAACUGGUUCAGCUACUUGAAUCGCCCGUGUUUACCUACCUUCGUCUGCAACUUCUCGAGCCUGAUAAAUAUCCAUAUUUAUAUAAAUGCCUGUACGGCCUUUUAAUGCUGCUCCCACAGAGCUCCGCAUUUGCAGCACUGAAGAAUCGCCUCAAUAGUGUCAGUAAUAUUGGAUUGCUGUAUGCUGGAAUGCGGCCGCCAACUUUGACUGGAUCGACAAGCACCGGGCCGUAUGAACGGUCCGGACGACUUAAGUCCCGCGAGGAGAGCGUCAUCCGAUGGGCUGAUCUGCUCGAAAAAUUUAAGAGCGUCCAGGAGCGAUCGAGAAGAUCUCAACGCAGAUCCCAGAGAGAUCUUGAAAUAGACAGGAACGGGAUAUCAACUUCAACCAUGGCCACAGCAUCGCUUCCACUGUAUGAGCCAAAUAGCAGUGGUAUCGACAGGACGCUUUCCGACAUUCCGGUCGGCGCCCUCGGAAUCGGAAAUGGUGCCCGACGUGCAGGAGCUCAGGGCGAUUCUCUCGGGACCCAAAAGGGCGGAUCGACGGCGAAAUCAAAGACGCCUCUUGGUACAUUUGGUCGGUUGAGCGGAAUUGGGCAAAGGAAAUCAAAGAAGUGA